ACAUUUGAUAGGCAAAUGAGGUUGACACGGUGUGUGUAAUGAGCACGCCGCUGUGCGGUGGCAGUCGAGGAUGGGAUAUGAUGCUGCUAGUUGUAAAUGAUGAUGACCAGCUUUGGCGAGCGAGUAAAUGAGAAGCUUUCCGUUCUCUCCUGUAGCCGACAUGACUUCCAUCAUGGAUGCAGUGGUGUGACCCGAUUCUGUCUGCUUCUGAUGAUCAAUGAAGCAAGACAAUUUCGAUCGUGUUGUGAGAAUUACUUGUAACAAAGAAUUUUUGCUAGUGAUCAGGACACAAAAUGAAGGAGGAUGUGAAGUAUGGAAAUGACAGUCAAACCAAUGUUUGCAUGGAAAUCUAUGAGCUGUAUGAGGAUCUUGUUGAUUUGGCAAGGGAGGCCAGCAAGUCACGCGUUUCACAGGCGGCAUUUGAGGAUAAGAUACGCGGGAGCGAUGUCAGCAAAUUCCUGUAUGAUGAUGGAAGUGGGAAAAUGACAUCAAUUAAAGCACUAGUGAAAAUCAGAAACCAGGAUAACUGGAUCAAUAAUGAUGUUGUUGAUGCUAGAGAUCAAAAGAAGAAGAGACGACCGAUUGCGAAGUUGAAGAAAACCAUGGUGACUGGAUCAUCAUUAGGGAGUGCUAACAAGAUUAAAUCUGAACAGGAGGCCCAGCGAGAAGUUUGCUGGGACAUUGACAGACGUGGUUAUUCUGGAGAGACCUUACUCCAUGUUUGCUUCAUGAGUCCCCACAAUAAAGAUGUUAACUUUGAGAUUGCCAAACAACUCAUAAAAGCAUGGCCAAAGAUGAUAAAUGACUUCAUCCUAGGAACUGAAAACUAUGGUGAAACAUGUUUACAUAAAGCUAUUGUAAAUGAGAACAUCAGUAUGAUCAAGUUCCUGAUUGAGAAUGGAGCUGACUUGAAUGUUCAUUGUUAUGGAAGGUUCUUCAGGCCAGAUGACCAGAAGGCUUGGUGUGAGGACUCACUUAACCAUGAACACUUCAUUUUGUACAAAAAGACAAACUAUGAAGGACUCACCUACUGGGGAGAAACACCACUGACGUUUGCAGCUUGUCUGGAUUUAGAUCACAUUUUCCGUUCUUUGUGGGUGAAGGGGUGUGAUAUCAAUGCUCAAGACACUAAUGGGAACACUGUACUUCAUAUGAUGGUUUUACAUGAUAAGAAGGAUAUGUUCACUUUGGCAUAUGAGUUGGGUGGUGACUGCACCAUCAAGAACAAUCAAGGGUACACUCCUUUGUCUCUGGCUGCCAAGCUACAUAGGAUAGACCUCUUUGAGCAUAUUUUGUUCUUAGAACGUCAACUCUCAUGGAAGUAUGGCGAUGUUACUUGUGCAUCAUAUGCUCUGGAUGGCUUAGACAGUAUUAACUAUGAUGGUACCAUCAAUAAUAAAUCAUCACUGCAUCUCAUUGUAAACCAAACAAGCAAGGAACAUCUUCAGAUGUUGAAAGGUGUCAUCUACAAGCUGUUGGAUGAGAAAUGGAAGACAUUUGGUCGUUUCAAUUUCUUUGCUCGCCUAGCAUUCUUUCUUCUGUACCUAGCUGUACUCACAACUGCAUUCUAUCUCAGGCCGGGAAAGGACCCUAAAGCAUUCACAGUACACAACAAUGUUACUCUACCUAAUGGCUCAGUGAUUGACGCAGGAACAGAAGUUAUUGAGCCAUGCUACUUGCUGUAUACAGACACAUCAACAGAUCAGGCACGUGUGGUUUUUGAAAUCAUCACCUUGAUUGGAUCAUUAAGUUAUCUUUUCUUUGCUGCGAAGGAGACAUACCACCUUGGAAAGUGGUCUUUCAUGGAACUUAUGGUUUUAGCCCCAGCCAAAGCGAUGUUCCUACUGUCAUGUUGUUUUAUCAUCUUGGCAUGUUUUGGCCGUAUCCCUCCAUGCAAUCCAUACUACGAAGAUGUCUUCAUCACAUUUGCCAUUUUGACUGCUUGCCCCUAUUCACUGUUUUUCCUGAGAGCCCUGAAGCUUGUGGGUCCAUUCAUCUUCAUGAUCUACAAAAUGAUUCAUGGUGAUCUUCUCAAAUUCCUCGCCAUUUAUCUCAUCUUCCUGUUUGGUUUCUCCCAAGCUAUGCAUAUAGUAUUCCUUGGCUACAGGGGGGAGUUUGAGCUAUUGGAUUCAGUUAUUGGAAUGUUUGUAAUGUCCCUGGGUGAGUUUGGUGAUAUUUAUGCCACGUUUGAUGAAACAAGAUAUCCAGUAAUGGGAAAGUUGCUGUUCUGUGUGUACAUGGUCCUAGUGGCACUACUUCUAGUCAACAUGCUGAUUGCUAUGAUGGGGAGUACGUUUAGUACAAUAGCCGAGACAGAGAAUGAAUGGCAGAGACAGUGGGCCAAGAUUGUCCUCAUAUUAGAGCAGUCAUUGUCACCAGCUGUCAGAGUCAGUGUGCUACACAAGUAUUCAACACCAAUGUGGGAUGGCAGGCAAGACCGAGCUAUGAUCAUGCAAACAGAGAAUGAGGACCAUGACGAUGCAACCAUACAGAAGUCUAAACAUCGCCACAAUGUCAAUUCUAAUCGCGAGUUCAUUGAUGGUGUAUGGCAAUCGACAUAAGGAUCAGUACUACCGAAUAGCAGAAUCAAUGAAAUGUGAGUUUCUCAAGUGCAGUACAAACUUAAAAUUGUCGAUGUCAAAGCAAAUACAUCUCAUCAUAGUGUUUGCUUUUCCAUUUACUAUGCUGAUUGCUCUGUAUAACAAGCCAAAUCAACUUAAAUGUUGUAUUUGACACUUGUGUGUUAAACCAUGUGGCAUUUACCCAAAAGAAGGGGGUGGGGCAAAUUCCACUUUUAUAGAAUUGAAAGUGCCAGCAUUCUAAAAAUGGUCCUUCCACCUUUCUUGGAGGGUAGGAUUCUUUUAUGGAUGAAAAAUUGGACAGUCAUUUUGUUUGGAUGAGAAAUCCAUUUUAUCUCCCAACCAAAUAACUGGAUAAACUACUGUUAAACCUCAACAAGUAGCUCCCAAGAACUGCACAAAUAAUCUGACUUCUGGCAUUUUGAAGUACAAGAUUCUAAUCAGGAACCGAGUCACUAAGUAGGGAGAAUCUAACUUCAGCUUUCUUCCUAAUCAGAAAUAUUGGAUUAAACAACCAUUUUGCAUGAUUUAGUAGAACUAAAACGAGCUCAUAAAAAACUUCAUUUUACUGGUAGUCUGCAACGAGGAGUGUAGCCAAGGAGACACUGCAGUAGAUAGUUUAGCA
Messenger RNA from Acanthaster planci (crown-of-thorns starfish), 3204 nucleotides. Its product is annotated as transient receptor potential cation channel subfamily V member 5-like. Gene Ontology annotation, cellular component: plasma membrane. The record is from RefSeq and is a predicted model, not a curated record. Gene Ontology annotation, biological process: calcium ion import across plasma membrane. Lineage: Eukaryota; Metazoa; Echinodermata; Asteroidea; Valvatida; Acanthasteridae. Gene Ontology annotation, molecular function: protein binding; calcium channel activity.